Molecule: messenger RNA, 3577 nt
Organism: Sorex araneus (European shrew)
Lineage: Eukaryota; Metazoa; Chordata; Mammalia; Eulipotyphla; Soricidae
Gene: PDSS1
Product: decaprenyl diphosphate synthase subunit 1
Exons: 10
Coding region: 1-1245 (414 amino acids)
Biological process (GO): ubiquinone biosynthetic process; isoprenoid biosynthetic process
Cellular component (GO): transferase complex; mitochondrion
Molecular function (GO): prenyltransferase activity
Source: RefSeq, a predicted model, not a curated record
AUGGCCUCGUGCUGGUGGCGCUGGCGGCCCCGCGGCUCCUGGGGGCCAGCGGCUCGGAGCUCCGGGCCGGGCGGCGGCGGCGGCCGAGCGGGGCCGGCGGGGCCGCGCGCCGCAGCUGCCGGGCGCGCGCAGAUGUCCUAUAUUAAUCACAUGAAGAUUUUAACAUCUGCCUUUCCAAAUACCUAUAGUCUAUCCCGAUUCCAUCAUACAACCUCGGCCACAUGCUGUUGUAGAACACAGAGUGGUGAGAAGCACAGCGAUCCCUUUAAACUGGCGUGGAGGGACUUGGCAGGCCUGUACGAGGACAUUCAGAAGGAGCUGCUCGUCUCCACAACAGAACUGAAGGAGAUGUCCACAUACUACUUUGAUGGGAAAGGAAAAGCCCUCCGACCAGUCAUCGUGGUGCUGAUGGCACGUGCGUGCAAUAGCCAUCAUAAUAACUCCCGAGAUGUGCAAGCCAGCCAGCGUGCCAUAGCCUUAAUUGCAGAAAUGAUCCACACUGCUAGUCUGGUUCAUGACGACGUAAUUGACGAUGCCAGUUCUCGCCGAGGAAAGCACACGGUUAAUAAGAUCUGGGGUGAAAAGAAGGCUGUUCUAGCUGGAGACUUGAUUCUUUCUGCAGCAUCAAUAGCUCUGGCACGAAUUGGCAACACAACUGUUAUAUCUAUUUUAACCCAAGUGAUUGAAGAUUUGGUGCGUGGUGAAUUUCUUCAGCUUGGAUCAAAAGAAAACGAAAACGAAAGGUUCGCACACUACCUAGAAAAGACCUUUAAGAAGACUGCAAGUCUGAUAGCCAACAGUUGUAAAGCAGUCUCGGUGCUUGGGUGUCCUGACCCCGUGGUACAUGAGAUCGCCUAUCGAUACGGGAAGAAUGUGGGAAUAGCUUUUCAGCUAAUAGAUGAUGUAUUGGACUUCACUUCAUGUUCCGACCAGAUGGGCAAACCCACAUCAACUGACCUGAAGCUCGGAUUGGCUACUGGCCCCGUCUUAUUUGCUUGUCAGCAGUCCUUACAGGAGCACAAGGACGGUCCUCCCAACAGUUAUCUCGAAGGGCUGAAGUGCGCACUUUGCAUGCUGGAGCCCUGGGUUGGAUCCCUCCCACACACACCCCACCCUGCAGUGAAAAGAGAUUCUGAUAAAUCCUCCAGUCCUUCAGGGUACUGCCGCUGCUCUCAGAAAGGUUCUGAAUGCCUCAGGCAUUGCCUCAAAAUGUCAAGGAGUCCAUGGAAAGCACAAACUCACUAAAACCAGAGUUCCUUCAGGUCGAAGGGCUGUCAAGGAAGGAAGUGAAGCCGCCUUUGUAGUCCACCGUGGGCAGGGGCUUCAAAGAGGCUGCAGUGAUUUAUCCAAAAGACCUUUCAGUGCUCAUGCUGGACCCUCGCCACGCCGCCUUUCACUGCCGAAUGCUAUUUGAACUAAGUGGGAUACAGGCUGGCACUAGGUUAUCUUUUGAAUAGAUUUUUCACCUUAGUAGUAUUUAUUUUGUUAUUUAGCAAAUAGUAGCUUUACCAUGAAAGUAAAAUAUUAACUCUGCGGCCUAGAGGUUAGCUUAACUUUGAGUCUUUCAGAGAUUGUGCCUCUUAUUUCUCAAAAUUCACAAAAUUAAGUCAUGUCUUCCAUAAAACUCGAUGAUUCCAUCUUGGUAUUAUAAAAAUCACUGAGCUCUGCUUUCAACACAGUCCAGAAGAGCCAGAGCCAGGUUUAUUCUUCUUUGAGGCUGACAGCUUAUAAUUUGAGAGAUAUCUUCUGUUACCAUUUACCCACACAAAAAAAAUUGCUCAUUUAUGAGCCAUGUAAAUGGAAAGGCAUCCCUGAAGUUAGAAAGUUUAGUCAUUGGCUAUCAUCUCUACAACAUUAAUCUAAUUGAUAUUCACAGAGUAAGAAAUGUGAGAGGUCAGGGAGACAGUUUAACACACUGCAUAUGUGGGAGGCCAGGAUUCAGUCACCAGCAUUGCAUACAGUUCCUCUGAGCACUGCCAGGAGUUACUCCUGAGCACAAAGCUGGGAGCACUUUAAAUGAAGUCCCCAAACAAACAGCAAGACAGGGUGAACCAAGUAAACUGAGAUUCUGGCAGCUCUGAAAAAAUUUUUUCAGCAGAUUUUGAACUUAUUGAGAUGACUAAAGAAGUUUUUCCCAAAAGAAUUAUGGCUUGCUGCGGAAAGUUAUAACGGUCACAAGUCCCAUAAGACUAAGUAGCCUUAGAACUGGUUUAAGAAACUUUGGUACAUCUACACAAUGGAAUACUAUGCAUGUUAGGAGAGAUGAAGUCAUGAAAUUUGCUUGUAAGUGGAUAGAUAUGGAGAGUAUCAUGCUAAGUGAAAUGAGUCAGAGAGGGACUGAAUAGAAGGACUGCACUCAUUUGUGGAGUAUAGAAUAACAUCACAUGAGGCUGACACCCAGGGACAGUAGAUACAAGGGCCGGGAGGAUUGCCCCAUAGCUGGAAGACUGCUACAUGAGUGGAAGGGAGAAGGCAGAUGGAAUAGAAAAGGGAUCACUAAGAAAAUGAUGGCUGGAGGAAUCAGUCAGGAUGGGAGAUGGAUGCUGAAAGUAGAUAAUGGACCAAACAUGAUGACCUCUCAUUGUCUGUGCUGUAAGCCAUACAUAAUGCCCAAAAGUAGAGAGAGAUUAUGGGGAAUAUUGUCUGCCAUGGAGACAGGGGGAGGGUGGAAAAGGGGGGCUAUACCAGGGAUAUUGGUGGUAGGGAAUGUCACUGGUGGAGGAAUGGGUGUUUGAUCAUUGUGUGAUUGUAACUCAAACAUGAAAGCUUGUAACUAUCUCACAGUGAUUCAAUAAAAAUAAUUUUAAAAAAUUAAAUAAAAUUUUUUAAAAAAAGACUAAUAAGUCAAAGUUUAGUCUUAAUUUAGCCUUACAAUGAUUAGUUGAAAAUAGAUGCCUUUUCUAAUUACAUUUUACUAUGAACAUAUUUCAAGAGAAUUUACUUUCCUUUACACAAAAGGAAUAAUGGAUAAUUCUACUUUUUGAUACAGUGAGGCAGUUAGGGAAUUGGACCAUUUCUACAUACUGAUUUUUCAAUAGCUAACAAGACUGAAAAUGCUGGCUUAAGAAAAAUAAAAACGGUAGCAAGGAAGAGGAACAAAGGUUACAUAGUUCCCUUAAACCAGUUUUAUGGGUGCUCCACUGGGAAAUCCCAGAAUCAUGGGGCACACUCUCACCCUUACUGGCAGUACUGUUCCCUUCUGUCCAGAAUGCAGUGGGGGAAAGGAGUUAGAAAUCUCACAUUGCAGUCUUAGAAAAGGGAACACAGAAUGAAGGCUGAGCAGGAAGUGACUCUAGACAGGAUUUGUUUCCUAAGCUGAUGGAUUCGUCAGUCCUUAACCAAAGAUGCAUUUAUAAGUUGUUUCCUGAUAAAUCAAGUGUAGGCUCUAUUAUGGGAUUACGUUGUCAAAAAAAGAAUUCUUGGCCAGAAAUUCAUCAAAAGAUUUAUGAAGCCUGACUUCCAGUAAAACAAGUUCCAAAAAUAAUAUGACAAUGCAGUUUUCAUAAUUUGUCACUACUGAUGUUGACUUUUAAAAAAUUAUUUAUUUUAUAAACUAGUAUCAGCUAAGUUUGUUUGA